This is a messenger RNA of Pimephales promelas (fathead minnow), 2671 nucleotides long. RefSeq names its product inhibitor of nuclear factor kappa B kinase regulatory subunit gamma (gene ikbkg). Gene Ontology annotation, biological process: positive regulation of canonical NF-kappaB signal transduction. The record is from RefSeq and is a predicted model, not a curated record. Lineage: Eukaryota; Metazoa; Chordata; Actinopteri; Cypriniformes; Leuciscidae. Gene Ontology annotation, cellular component: IkappaB kinase complex; nucleus; cytoplasm. Gene Ontology annotation, molecular function: K63-linked polyubiquitin modification-dependent protein binding.
CCCAUAAUUCCUCUACCCGGAAGCAGAUGAAGUGUGAUGAAGCGCGGAAGUACCGCGGGGGAAUUCCUCGACAGUUUGCACCUGUCUGAGCUGUUCUGGAUGUUUUCAUCUAAUUUACUAUAUCGGCCUCGAUUCUGAUUUUCCAACUCGGUGAAGUUGAAAAUGUUGGCCGAUCUGACCGUCUGCGGUUGACUAUAAACAGGGCCGUGUUUCUUUGGCGGAAGACCGACAGGCAGUGGAUCAGUGUUAGCGGUAGACUUAUAUACUGUAAACGACUUAAAUAAGGAUCAUGGUCCAGCCGCAGCCAUCAGGCGGUUGCACUCUGCAGUGGGAGCUGACUGGAGAGGAGACUGUGGGUGCUGGAGGUCAAGGGUCACUGAUGGCCAGUUCACAGGGGUCUCUGAGGGUCCCUCCUGAAUUAGCGGGAAAUGAAGUGGUCCAUAGACUCAUAACAGAUAAUCAUCAGCUACGAGAGGCUCUGAAGCGAAGCAAUGAUGCUCUCAAAGAGAGAUGUGAAGAGAUGGAGGGGUGGCAGAGGAGGUCGCGGGAGGAGCGAGAGUUCCUAAGCUGUAGAUUUCGUGAGGCCAGAUCUUUAGUGCAGCGGCUGGCGCAGGAAAACCAGAGCCUGUUAGGACAGCUCAACCACAGCAUCGGCCCAUGUGUCGGCGUCUCUAAAGAGACUGGAACUCAGGACCAAGAGCUGAAGUGCUCCAAUGCAAACAAGAACGCCCUCAUGGACUCACCAGAAGUAUUAAAUGAAGCUGUACCGAUAGACCGAGCUGAAGGAAACACUGACAGACACACAAUGCCUCAAAGUUUGCCUGCCGAGGGCUCUAAUGAAUUUCUGAAACUGCUGAAAAGCCACAAAGAGAAGCUGGAGGAAGGGAUGAAGGUGCUGAGGAGGAGGAAUGAGGAGCUGGAAAAGGAAAAAGCAGAGAGUGAGAAAGAGCGAGUAAAUCUCCUUGCCACAGUGGAGCAGUUACACUCCAAACUCACUCAGAAUGUUACAGAAGAGUCAGUCCAGCAGACAUGCGCUCUCACCGUUCCUGCAGAAAGCCCUCACUUGGCUAAACUAACUGAGCAGCUUCAGGCUACACAAGGCAGGUACAGGGAGCUCCAGGAGAAGCUGGACUGUCUUCAGAAGAAUUCUGCUCAGAGAGACAGAACUGAGGCUCUUCUCAAACAGAAAGAGAAGGACUUUGUUCAGCUGACAAAGGAUAGUGAAGCUCUGAGAGCUCAAGUCACGUCCCUUCUCGGUGAGUUGAAUGAACGACAAAACUGGCUGGAGAAAAGUGAAGCAGAGAGACGAAUAUUAGAGGAUAAAUUGGGCAAGAAGACAGAACGCCUGCAGACUUUAGAGAGAGACAUGGAGCAGCAGAAGAAGCAGCACAGUGUGACAGUGGACAAUCUUUUAUUGCAGACACAGAACCUAGAAACUGCCCUGAAGAACGAGAGGCUCGUCAUAGUGGAGGAGAGGAGGAAGCUGGCCCAGCUCCAGCAUGCGUACACAUGUCUGUUUCAGGAUUACGACAACAAAUUAAAAAGUGACAAGCAAGCCAAUCACAGGAGUGGAGAGGCAGAGACUCUAGCUAACAGGUUAGCAGAGGCUGAGAAAGCUCUGGCCCUAAAACAGGAACACAUCGAUAAACUCAAGGAGGAAAUGGAGCAGCUGAGAGCUACAUUAGAAACUAUACCAGUGCUGAAUGCUCAGGCUGAGAUCUUUAAGAUGGACUUCCUGGCUGAAAGGGAAGCCAGAGAGAAACUCAAUCAAAAGAAGGAAGAGUUGCAAGAGGAGCUAAAUAAGGCACUAGUUGAGAUAGACAGACUCAAGCAAGAGGGAACGUCACGAGCUCGCAUUGAGGAGAUGCAACAGAGACACUUGGAGAACUUCAGGCCUCGACCUCACCCGCCCCCUCCAACUGCACCUUUCACAGGAGCAGCCAUGUUCAACCCAGCCCAGCCUCCAUCUGCACGCAGAAGAGAUGAUGACCAGGACGAGCUGCCUGAUUACCGCUGCCCAAAAUGUAUGUACAAGGCUCCAGACAUGGAUACCCUGCAAAUCCACGUCAUGGACUGUAUCCAGUGAGAAAAGAUGUUCAGGUGUUUUCAUGACACCUGAGUGAACUGUAUCCACAACAACAAUAAAUGAGAAGAGAAAAUCAAGAACCUGCUAAAGACAAGACGAGAACUGUCUGAGGUCUCUGAACAUUUAAUCCUGCUGCAGAUUGACUUGAAGUAGACAGAUGUUUAGCAGAUGUUUUUAUCACGUGGCUAUAGAGCUGCCACCAUGUUCUUGUGUGUGUAUCUCUUUAAAAAAACGCUCAUCUGUACUGCCUUUCUGUGACAGCAUAGUGUAAUGUACUCUGCACGUGUGAAUGUUUGUCUGCUUUACGUCUGCACACACCUGACAGUGACAAUGUUUCCUUUAUACCUGUGGUAUUUGUUUCUCUAGAUGUAUAUGCACUCUUGAGGAUUCAUGCCCGCCUGUGUUAAUAUUGUGUAUUAUCAGCCAAAGUGAAUAUGGAAAAAACAACUUUGUACAGACUAUUGUUAUGGAGAGAUUUACUGAAAUAAAGGUAUGAAUAUAAUUAUCUACUCUAAUUGAUCAGUUAUUCACUUUAAAUGAAUGCUGAGAAACUCUGCUGUAGGAGCUGAAAAAGGCACUAGCCAA